GCGGGCGGGGCGGUGGCCCCCGCACACCCCUCUCCGGGGCGGGUCGCGGCCCCUUCCCCGGCGCGGGGCUGCGGUCCCUGAGCGCGCCUGUCCGGUCUCUGCGAGCGGCGCAGGGGCGGAGAGGGGAGCGCGCGGGGAAGCGGCGGCGGCGGGGGCCAACCGGGACCUCGUGAGUGGGAGGAGCGCGGGAAGCGGCCCCCAGGCCUGGGCCUACGCCGGGCUGUGUCCGCCUCCCAGCGGCCGGAGCACGCUAGUGGUGGGCGCGGCGCGACGCGGCGCGGCCCGCAGGAGGACCGGGCAUUUAAAGGAGCAGCUCACAUGGGUUUGGGAGGCUCGGGCACGGCGUCCUUCCCGCGCUGGGGCCGCCUUGGCUCCCGGGCCGGUGGGCCUUCGAGGCAGGGGGUAGGCGAGGGUCUGACCGCCACGGUGGGGAAUCGCCCGCAGGUCGGGCCUGGAGCCGGCAAUUUCGCUAUCAGCGGUGCUUGGCCGUUUUAAAGCCGUGAGGAGACUCCCAGAAUCAAGCUUUUGAAGCUGGAGGAAACAGAAACAGGCCAGUACCCACCCUACAUUUUAUCGAUGAAGAAACUCGGCCCACAGAGCUAACGUGGCUGUCCAGGGCCAGUCAGGUAGGAUAGAGUAGAGCCAGGCUCAGAACCCGCUAAGCUAAGGGUUCGCCGUCUGGCCCGGGGGUCUGCUGUCCAGCCCUGGCAGCAGACCUCAGCCCUUUGGUAGCUGGAUGAAAUGCUCCUGUCUGCUGAAUUAAUGAGUAUUUCCUUUUUAAGGAUGAACUGUGGGUUCGUGGACUAACUGCGUCCCCAUUUACAGAUGGAGAACCUGAGAGGCAUCCCCUCCAGAGCCAGCUUAACUCACAGUCGUCAGCCUGGGCUUUCCAGCCCGUCCUGACAGUAACUUGAUCAGGACCGACCCUGGCUUCUGGUAUGGAUGCCCUUGAUGUCCAUUUUGUAGACACCUGAGCCUCCAGUGUUUCAGCAGUAAUUAAAGACACGGGAUAAGCUGCUUCAGGUGUGGGAGCCUCGGGUGCCCCUGGCCGUGAAGGCGGCUGUGUGGGAGCAGGGAGGUGUGUCAGCAGCUGUGUCUUCUGAGCCUGGCUGGUGAAGGGGCAGGGGUCCUGGCACCAGCUCAGAGCUGCAACCUCAGCCACCCAUUGGGCAGACAGUUGGUGGUGCCGGAGGCGUGUGAGACCUAGUUUUUCCACCUUCCCGUCAGUGGUGGGCAUCGCCUGGGGACUCCCUGGGCCUGGGAACCGCCUUCUCCCCCUGCAGAUCUCCUGGCGGGAAGAGCUGCUCCCCCUCUGCUGCCUCAGUGGCUCUCUGACCAGAUGGGGUUUCAGGAGGAGGACUGUUCCUUCUUUCACUCCCAGAUGCAGCGAGCAGGCACUUCCCAAGGCAGGGCCAUGCUCACGUUCAUGGCCUCUGACAGUGAGGAAGAAGUGUGUGACGAGAGGACGUCCCUGAUGUCAGCUGAGAGCCCACCGCCGCGCUGCUGCCAGGAGGCCCGGCAGGGCCUGGAGGAUGGAGAGAAUGCUGCCCAGUGGAGAAGCCAGGAUAGUGAGGAGGACCUCGAAGAGGACGCGGACCACUACGUGUGCAGUGGGGUCCCUGGGCAGCCGUCGGGCCUGGAAGAGGAGCUGACCCUCAAAUACGGGGCGAAGCAUGUGAUCAUGCUGUUUGUGCCUGUCACGCUGUGCAUGAUUGUGGUGGUGGCCACCAUCAAGUCUGUGCGCUUCUACACGGAGAAGAAUGGCCAGCUGCCCUAUGGAGCAGGCAGGGAGCAGAGUCUGCAGCCCGCCAUCUCCCUCAGCAUCUACACACCAUUCACUGAGGACACGCCCUCCGUGGGCCAGCGCCUGCUCAACUCUGUGCUCAACACCCUCAUCAUGAUCAGCGUCAUCGUGGCCAUGACCAUCUUCCUGGUCGUGCUCUACAAGUACCGCUGCUACAAGUUCAUCCACGGCUGGUUGAUCAUGUCCUCCCUGAUGCUGCUAUUUCUCUUCACCUAUAUCUACCUCGGGGAAGUGCUCAAGACCUAUAAUGUGGCCAUGGACUACCCCACCCUGUUCCUGACCGUCUGGAACUUCGGGGCAGUGGGCAUGGUGUGCAUCCAUUGGAAAGGCCCCUUGGUGCUGCAGCAGGCCUACCUCAUCAUGAUCAGUGCUCUCAUGGCCUUGGUAUUCAUCAAGUACCUCCCGGAGUGGUCCGCGUGGGUCAUUCUGGGUGCCAUCUCUGUCUACGAUCUCGUGGCUGUGCUGUGCCCCAAAGGGCCACUGAGGAUGCUGGUGGAGACUGCCCAGGAGAGAAACGAGCCCAUAUUUCCUGCCCUGAUAUACUCCUCUGCCAUGGUGUGGACGGUGGGCAUGGCCAAGCUGGACCCCUCCUCCCAGGGAGCCCUUCAGCUGCCCUAUGACCCCGAGAUGGAAGAAGACUCCUAUGACAGUUUUGGGGAGCCCUCAUACCCAGAAGUCUUUGAGCCCCCCCUGCCUGGUUCCCCAGGCGGGGAGCUGGAGGAAGAGGAGGAAAGGGGUGUGAAGCUUGGCCUGGGGGACUUCAUCUUCUACAGUGUGCUGGUGGGCAAGGCGGCAGCCACCGGCAGCGGGGACUGGAACACCACUCUGGCAUGCUUCGUGGCCAUCCUCAUUGGUUUGUGUCUGACCCUCCUGCUGCUUGCUGUGUUCAAGAAGGCGCUGCCCGCUCUCCCCAUCUCCAUCACGUUUGGGCUCAUCUUCUACUUCUCCACGGACAACCUGGUGCGUCCAUUCAUGGACACCUUGGCCUCUCAUCAGCUCUACAUCUGAUGGGGGUCGGGCAUGGGGCUGGCAGCCGUGGGAAGUCGUCAUGGGUGCCCUCGUAUAGUUCUACGCUCUAGUGCCAUAUAUUUUUAAGACAUUUCUUUCCUUAAAAAAAAAAGUGUCCUGUUUACUUGGCGAAGAGGAAGGACCAGCUUUUUGGUGCCAGUGGUUUUGUCACCUGACCACGGCUCACUGGCCAGAAGCGCCGGUGUUCAGUCUGGAGGAGCCCGGGACGGCUAUGCCACGUGGGGAGGACGUGGAGAAGUCGCCCAGCCCCACACCGCAGCCUGGGAUGCUCCGAGGGCCAAGGCGAAGGAAGGGACCAGGAGUUCAUGCUCGGGAUGGCACCUAGCACCUGCCCACUCCUGCGAGAGAAGAAAGCUGGUUUGCCCUGCGUGGAAUGUCCCCAACGCUUUGUCUAUGAUGUCAUCGUUAUUUUACUACCUUUAGAAAUUGAGUCCUAUUCUUGUUAGGUAGUUACUGUUGGGAAGUGGCUUAAUAUCAAUAAAUAGAUGAAUCCUCUUGGAA
This is a messenger RNA of Mirounga angustirostris (Northern elephant seal), 3334 nucleotides long. RefSeq names its product presenilin 2 (gene PSEN2). NCBI's taxonomy places the organism in Eukaryota, Metazoa, Chordata, Mammalia, Carnivora, Phocidae. Bases 1340 to 2812 code for a protein of 490 amino acids. The transcript is spliced from 12 exons. Gene Ontology annotation, molecular function: aspartic endopeptidase activity, intramembrane cleaving. Gene Ontology annotation, cellular component: cell surface; ciliary rootlet; membrane raft. Gene Ontology annotation, biological process: Notch receptor processing; negative regulation of apoptotic process; calcium ion transport. The record is from RefSeq and is a predicted model, not a curated record.